This is a messenger RNA of Mustela erminea (ermine), 2950 nucleotides long. RefSeq names its product TLC domain containing 1 (gene TLCD1). Gene Ontology annotation, cellular component: plasma membrane. Bases 2066 to 2809 code for a protein of 247 amino acids. NCBI's taxonomy places the organism in Eukaryota, Metazoa, Chordata, Mammalia, Carnivora, Mustelidae. The transcript has 4 exons. The record is from RefSeq and is a predicted model, not a curated record. Gene Ontology annotation, biological process: membrane assembly; regulation of membrane lipid distribution; phospholipid homeostasis.
CCCCACGCGGGGCUCCAUCACAGGACCCUGAGAUCGUGUCCUGAGUGGAAGGCAGACGCUUAACCGAGUCACCCGGGCGCCCAUCUCAGCCCACCUCUUUGCUCACUAGUGACACUAUUUCAGGAGAGAGCGGAUUCUCAUUGGCACGCAAAUGAUAAACUACCAAAACUACGAAGAGCGUCAGCAUUCUCGGUUUGUGGGGCAGGGAUCAGGGUUAGUUUCGUGUUUGCCUAGGGAGGGACCGGGGAAACCCCGAGCCUUGCACACUGAUACACCUAGGGAGAAGGAGACUCCAGGCUGUCCCAACAAGUGAGCAUCGCCCGCGUCAGCACUCUCAUCACACCCCUCCCUCCCCCGCAACUUUGCCGCCGGUAAUCCGCCUUCGAGGCUCAACUGUAAGGAGAAUCGCUUUGUGGGGAAGAUGGGAGGGAUGUAGACCACUAUGUGAAAGCAUCAGAGAGAGGAGGGAGAGCUGUUUGACCGGUGUGGGAUCAAGGCUUCUGCCUAAACGUAAGGGGCUGGUUAGUAUGAUUGUCUAAGGUCUUGGCCGGAAGUGAGUAUAAUUCCUGUUGUCUCCCUGUGCCUCCUGCUCUGUUCGAGCUCCAUAAAAGCUAAGGAGCAAGAGGAUGGUGAUUAGCUAAGAGUCAGCGUCCCUGUUUCUGAGUGAGUGAGGAAUGUGAGGAAAGGAGUGUUUAUGUUCUGUCCCGCCCCACCCCUCAAAAGAGACUCAAACCUGUCCACCUGGAAAGACCACGAGAGGGGCCCUACGAGGGGCCCUCGGUGUGGCUGGCUCAGGCUGCUGUUGGCUGAUAAACAAAGCUGUCCUGGGAGCAAAGGGAAGUGCAGAGGGGAAAAGCCGCACAACCCGGGACACUCGUGCCCUCACCUAGAAACCAGUCGGGCUGUGGUUGACCCAGAGGCGUUAAUAUGUAACAUUGGAGCCAGCAAGGGAGGCAGAGCAAACACCCAAACCUCUUGGUCCCUGGGUCUCCGGCGCCUAAGGCUUCUAGCUUUCCCUCCCGCUCGCAGAAUCUCUUCCCAACCCCCCGUCCCUUCCUACUUACCACCCCCUCCCCCAGCACUCGUUUUCAGCCUUUCCUCUGUUUGCACCUCGCUUGCCUGGAGGCGGGAAGGGGAUCCCGCGCCAAGGUAGGGAUAGGCUGACACCUCGUGACCACGAGCUGCAACUGCUCCAGCCCACUGUCCUGAAGAAUAAGGGUCACCCCGGCAGCCCGGUCUUCCUCGUGCCAGCCUCCACGGAGCCAGGAGAAGAGCCGGGAUUGUCUAAGGGAGGACUGUGACAGCCGCUGGACCUCAGGAACCCAAGAGCGGGCUGGGAAGAAGGGUGAUGGAUUAGUCGACCCCUCCUAGACACUGAGUCGAUGCGGGGCGCCACAGAUGCUGAUAAACAUGUCCGUCUCUGGCCCAAAGAAGCUAAAGAUCCGGUGAAAAUAACAAUAUAGGCGGAGACCAUUAUCGAGGCUCGGCUCGGACCCCUCCCCAGGACCAGGGCUUAAAGGACGCGGGUGUGUGACGGGCCCCGCCCCGCUCUGCCCAGAAAGGAGUUGAGGGCGGAGAGAGAGUUCUCUCAGUACCCGCCGAGGCGGGGGAGCCGGUAGCCCCGGGAAAAGUGGGGACGCAGGUUAAUGAGGCCAAGCAACCGAGGCGGGACUCUGUCGGCCGUCGGGAGGCGCCAGCGAGGGGUGCCGCGGCGUCGCCGCCCCCCAGGACAGCCCCUUUUUCGCCCGAAGUCCGCGGAAGCGAGGCGGGGCCCCGAGGCCCCCGGGAAAUGGGGCUCUGGCCCUCGGUGCCGCGGCGGCGCCGGAGGGGCGGGGGCAGGCGGCCGGGGCGGGGCGGGGCGGGGGCGGGGCGGGGGCGGGGGAGGCUGGGGGCGGGGGCAGAGGCCGGCGGGGAGGGGACUGGAGGAGCUAGGGGCCUAGAGGGCUCCGCGAAAACUGUGCGAGGCUGGCGGCUGGCUUGCACUGGCCGGAGAGGAGCCCGGUUCGCGGAGCAGUCGGACGAGGCAGCGUAGGGGGCAGACAGACUGACUGCAGGGAGGGCCAGCAUGCCCCCACUGCUGCACCCCGCCCUGCCGCUGCUCCUGGGCGCCACGCUGACCUUCCGGGCCCUCCGGCGCGCGCUCAGCCGCCUGCCCCUGCCGGAGCACGUGCGCGCCGACCCCCUGCGCACCUGGCGCUGGCACAACCUGCUGGUCUCCUUCGCCCACUCCAUUGUGUCCGGGGUCUGGGCAGUGCUGUGUCUAUGGCAGACCCCCGAGAUGCUGGUGGAGAUUGAGACGGCAUGGUCGCUUUCUGGCUAUCUGCUCGCUUGUUUCUCUGCAGGGUAUUUCAUCCACGACACGGUGGACAUCGUGAUUAGUCGUCAGACACGAGCUUCUUGGGAAUACCUCGUUCAUCACGUUAUGGCCCUGGGUGCCUUCUUUGCAGGCAUCUUCUGGAACAGUUUUGUUGGUGGGGGUGUCCUAACAUUGCUGGUGGAGGUCAGCAACAUAUUCCUCACCAUCCGCAUGAUGAUGAAGAUCAACAAUGCCCAGCACCUCCUCCUGUACCGGGUCAACAAGUAUGUCAACUUGGUCAUGUACUUUCUCUUCCGCCUGGCCCCUCAGGCCUACCUCACCCACUUCUUCCUGCGUUAUUUGGGCCAGAGGACUCUGGGCACCUUUCUGCUGGGUAACCUGCUCAUGCUGGACAUCAUGAUCCUCAUCUACUUUUCCCGCCUCCUCCGCUCAGACUUCUGCCCUGGACGUGUCCCCAGCCAGCAACACAAAGACAAGUUUUUGACAGAGUGAGAGGACUGCAACUUGUGGCAAGAAGAGCAAACACAGCCAAGAACAGCCUCACCAUAUAAGAGAAUUAGCCCCAAGUCUGGGGCAUCCUCUGAGGACAGGCUCUGCACCUACUAUUGAAAAUGCUAAUGAAAGCACUCCUCU